AGGCUGGUCUGGAAUGCCUGGAAGGGGAGUGUCUAGGGAUCCUUGAAAAUGUUUGCAUUGGCUGUGGACGCAGCAGAGGGCUGCUUCAUGAUGGGAUGAGAUGCCAGUGCUGUUGAGAGAGCGUGCACCCGGCCAGGCUAAAAGGAAAGGCUUCAGUGUGUGUUCUCGGGAACAGAGCGCACGAGUGAUUUGCUAGAAGUUGAGAUGACACCAGACUGGAAAGAUUUCCAAACAAACUUUAACGGGCAAGAAGUUCCACACAGGAUUCUUUCCUUUUUCUCCUUCUGAUGAAGUAUACUCGACUGCAAACACUAGUAUAAACACACACACAAGUUUGUGAAUGAAAGCCCUUUGGAAAUGGUGUGAUAUGGGGAGGGGGUGACAGAGAGAGGAAGGGCAGGGGGAAGGUGGGUCGUUAGAGAACUGUAAGCCACAGCCUGGUGGGACCACCCGCCCUCAGUGGAGAGGUGGAGAGGGCUCCCGCAGGGCUGCGCGGGACCUCCUGGGCCUCUCUAGCUGCGAGUGUUAAUCAACUCUGGUGUUUUUUUUUUUCUCCUGUGAUUCCUCUCCCUUCAGGCUUACUGCUGCCCUGGGACCCCUCCCUUUCCCCUUCCCCAAAGAGCUGUUCUCCCCUGGCGUCAGUGGCACAGCCUGGGUGCCUAGGCACUGCCUGCACCGGGUCACCAGGGUUGGUCCCAGUCAGGAGACACGUGGAUCCCUGAAUUCUGUGGUCAGAGCGCGGGAGUGCAGCCUCUCCUGUUUGGAGUUCCUCAAUGUGCCCCACUUUCAAAUCUCUGCCUCUUUUUUCCCUACACACAUGCCAAGAAUCUUUUUAAUAUAAAUAAUAUCUCCAUAUGAAGUACUUGACCUCUAGUUUCUACCCUGAGUCCUUCAUGGAAAAGAAAGGGGCCAGUUUUCUUCUGAGUUGGGAGGGGAUAGAAUCUGUGCCUCCCCCUUUCCCGACUCUGUUGGAAAAUCUGCUCCUACCACCACGUUGUAGGAAGAUCCUGUAUUCUUGCUAACAGUGUCAGUGGAUGUGACAUGUUACCGACUUUUUUAAGAAUAGAGGCUUAAUGAUUCACUGCAGGUUAGUUCAUUUUAAUCCUAGACCAAAUCUCCCCUAAGCAAUGUGAAUGGCUUUAAAUUUUAUGCAAGUGCUUCUCAUUUUUAUUAUCAUAAAAUCUGCUCUAGGAAGAACUGAGUAAGCCUAAAUUCGCUUGUUUGGAAGCUGUUUGGAGGUUUGAAUUGUGCUCUGCCGGAUUUUUUCUUUCAGUGAACCAUUUGCACAUUUCAUUGCAUCUUAGCAGAAAAUACAAAUUCUUCAUUCACAGGGAGGGACGUGCUUGUAAGCUAGACAUUGAUUUAGAAUAAAGUUUACUAUUUAGGAAAGAUGUAAGAAGGGGCGUGUAAAAUCCCUGUAGAAUGUGUAAUUGAUGGCCCUUUAUCCAGUUCUUACCUUCCUGUUUGCUGUAUCGGAGAACAACUUCCCAUCUCCCCCUCUACUCUCAGUGCUUAGAAAAGAAAAAGAAAGACCCCCAGGUUAAGUCAGUUUAUGUACUAUUUUUAGCUUUUUUCCUAAGAAAGUGACAGAUUAUUUCGUUUCCAAAUAUUUCUAACGAUUUUCUGCUCAAGUGUAAGAUAAUGGAGCAAAGAGUUUGUAGGAAUGGCUAAGAGAAGGUGGGGGAUGGGGGAGGCGUUUUUGAUAAACGGUUUGUUGCUUACGGGAGGGGAACGGUAUUUUCUGCUGACUCUCCAGGCCGAGAUUUUUUUCCUUUCUUUUUUUCCUGUCUUUCUUGCCUUCUUUUCCUUCCUUCCUUCCUUCUUCCUUUUAUUUUAUUUUUAAGGCAGGUCUGAUUUGGACGAGUUUGUUUUGUCUCCCAGUAUUGAAGGCUUUUACUCUGGACUUGAAUCCUCGCCUUUGGUUUUUGUUCAGAGGAAAGCGCUUUCCUCCCCUCAGCGGGAUCGCUCUGUUUCUCAGUAAACAUGAAGAGGGGGUUUAGCACUUUUUAGUACAAGUAAGCCGAGUGACUCUAGAAGGAUAUAGAUUUGGAGAAUGCCUGCGCCGGUCCUAUUCUUUUUUUCUGGGGUUCCUGGAUUUUAGUCUUUUAAGUGGAUCCUCCCGUCGGAUUGCUAGAAUCCUUUGCUCAUUACACGCACAUAUUUUCAAUUAAAGGGGGGCACAGGGAGGGUCUCCAAAUGCACGCAUCCUUCCCAAGCGUGUCCCUCUUGCCUUUCUGCGGUUCCCUGGCCCUUCCGUCCCUGCUCCCCGUCCCGGCCCCGUUCCCUUUGCGCCUGCUGCGCUUGAACUUGUUUCUGGUGGAGCUGGAGGCGCGAGCUGCGGACCCUCGCGCAGAGAUUUGUUGGUGUUAACGCAUCUGACAUCAACUAUUCAGCUGGCCGCUAUGACCCCUCAGUUAAGCCUCCCUUUGACAUAGGUUUCGAAGGCAUCGGGGAGGUGGUAGCCCUAGGCCUCUCUGCUAGUGCCAGAUACACAGUUGGCCAAGCUGUGGCUUACAUGGCACCUGGUUCUUUUGCUGAGUACACACUUGUGCCUGCCAACAUUGCAACUCCGGUGCCCUCAGUGAAACCCGAGUAUCUUACCCUGCUGGUAAGUGGCACCACCGCAUACAUCAGCCUGAAAGAGCUUGCAGAACUGUCGGAAGGGAAAAAAGUUUUGGUGACAGCAGCAGCUGGGGGAACGGGCCAGUUUGCCGUGCAGCUUUCAAAGAAGGCAAAGUGCCAUGUGAUUGGAACGUGCUCUUCUGAUGAAAAGUCUGCUUUUCUGAAAUCUCUUGGCUGUGAUCGUCCCAUCAACUAUAAAACUGAACCCGUAGGUGCUGUCCUUAAGCAGGAGUACCCUGAAGGCAUCGAUGUGGUCUAUGAAUCUGUCGGGGGAGCCAUGUUUGACCUGGCUGUAGAUGCCCUGGCGACCAAAGGGCGCUUGAUAGUAAUAGGGUUUAUCUCUGGCUACCAAACGCCCACUGGCCUUUCGCCUGUGAAAGCAGGAACGUUGCCAGGCAAACUGCUCAGGAAAUCUGCUGGCAUCCAGGGCUUCUUCCUGAACCAUUACCUUUCUAAGUAUCAAGCAGCCAUGGGCCACUUGCUCAAGAUGUGUGUGAGUGGAGACCUGGUUUGUGAGGUAGACCUUGGAGAUCUGUCUCCAGAGGGCAGGUUUACUGGCCUGGAGUCCAUAUUCCGUGCUGUCAAUUACAUGUACAUGGGAAAAAACACUGGAAAAAUUGUAGUUGAAUUACCUCACUCUGUCAACAGUAAGCUGUAAAAACAGAACAAUGACAUAAAUCAAGGGGGAAAGAAAAUGGGUACUUUAUGUCUCAGAAUUACUCAAAUCAAUUUAUUUUUAGUUGGUAAUGGAUAUAAUAUUUCUUAAAACAAAAGUAAGGUGUUAAUGAAUAGGUUUCUCCUUCUCUUCCUCCUCCUCCUCCUCCUCCCUUGGGAGAAGAAAUGUGCUAAUAAAACUUCCCUCCAUGGCUAAGAGGCAAAACGUUUACAUUCAGUUCUUGAUCCACGGAUGGUCCCAUUCCAGAUUUUACUGUGCCAGGGAACUACAUUAAUUCCUGAUGCCAGAUCUGAUCGAGUCAGUGUGUCUUCAGCUUGAUGACAUUUUAAAAUCAGUUUUGAAAGUGGUUCCUGAAUUCCUUUUUGCUUUGGGAGAAUUUGGUCUUAUGCUAAUAAGCAGUUCAUGGGUGAGAAAUAUAGCAAAAGCCAGCCAUAUAUUUUCAGAAUCUGUGUCCUCAGGAAAUGGUCUUUUUUUUUUUCUAUAAAUCACUUUCCAACUAUCUAAAUGGAAAUUUGGGGGAAUUCCCUCCCAAAUUUGAUUUUGCUAUUAGAAGAAUGAUUCCAUGAACACAGAUGUGUUUUGAAGAAGUAUCACAUAAUGGCUUUUAUCUCCCAUCAACCUGGAAAGGCACAUGUGAAAUGGAAAUGUUCUCUUUCCUCUGAAGCAGCAAAUUAAUGUUGAAAACUUAAAUAGACAGAAAGUAGGUUUUGGAAAGGGAAACCACAGGCAUUAGGGGGACUUAAAAUUUAUAGAGGCACAGGAAAGAGAAGAGUAUGCACUCCAUUCACAGUGAGACUUUGCCACAACACAGUCCUGGGAGGAGGUGCUCUCGAGGCACACCACACCCAAAGGCCUCGGUGACCACGUGUUCCACUGCCCGAGGUACCGCGUGGUGUGUCCCAUCGCCCUGUGCACAGUAGGGACCUCAGUCAUCAGAAUACAUUCGCUUCUCCUUGGAGGCUUUCAAACUAAAAGCUACGUGUUACCUCUGAUUCUGGAAACAGAAUAGCAGCCACUGAUUCUGCAUUCCCAUUUCCCUGUUCCCACGUUCUGGUGGAAUGAGAUGCUCCUUGGCAUGGUAGCCUGGUGUCCCACACUCGCCCACCGACCGCACAGGGAAAGCUGCGAAACCUGCACCCUCCCUUCUGAAUCACGCCUGUGGCUCAUCUGCUUCCCUCUUAACCUUCAGUGCCCUGAAGACUGCUGCCGCUGUCACCGUUGCACUGACAUCCCACGGCGCCCUUCUAAUUGAAGGUGAAGCCCACCAGAUUAUUUUUCAAAGUCUUAGGUUUCGGUGUAUCUAACCUGUUCAAUAAAUAUGGACGCAAUUAAAGACACUCCAGGAAACUUAGGGACUGUAUUUUUCUUUCCUUCCAUCUGAGGAGCCAGGAAAUCCUACUGCUGAAUAGCUGUUAGUAUCUGUUUUACAAGAUUUACUCAUUUUCAGGUACCUAAUGUAGCUGCUAGCAUGCAUGCACAACAAUACAAUUUAUAUGGUAAAUGGAACCGAAUAAUGGCUUCACUGAAUGUUAUGGCUGCACUGAAGGGAAAUGUCACGGUAAAUAGCUGCCAAAUUAUGGAUCAUGCCGAAGUGUCACAACUGCACUAAAGACAAAUAGCACUAGAGGCUAUUGCCACUGUGACGCUUUUGAGUUAUGAAGAAGGGUAGCAGCCUGAUGCGAGGCUCUUUGUGUCCUCAUUAUAGCAAAGGGUUACUGGUGCAGGGGACUCGGAAAGCCUGUCCAGGGUGGUGCUUAGUUAUUCAUCUGUCCCUUUCAGACCUAACAGCCACAGCAACACGGGAAGAGACUUUGCCUGGCUUUUACAUUCGCAAACAAACAAAGGAGGGGCGGGAGCAGGUUUAUGAAUGUAACCCUGCGCAGGAAAUGACUGGUAAUGGAAAAAUGUUGUAAUAAAAUAAUCUAAUCGAAGAAUAUUAUUAAAUUUCACGUAGUAUAUGUCCGAAAGGCUUAGUUGCUUCUUAUGCAGAUAGAUGUGUGAAAUCUAAGCAAUAAUGUACUUUCUCCCUUUGUAAAGACUUGGGGAGUAAGGACAUUACCAACUAAAUUGCUUCUUCGAAACUGAA
This is a messenger RNA of Callithrix jacchus (white-tufted-ear marmoset), 5384 nucleotides long. The record is from RefSeq and is a predicted model, not a curated record. NCBI's taxonomy places the organism in Eukaryota, Metazoa, Chordata, Mammalia, Primates, Cebidae.